Molecule: messenger RNA, 2801 nt
Organism: Spinacia oleracea (spinach)
Lineage: Eukaryota; Viridiplantae; Streptophyta; Magnoliopsida; Caryophyllales; Amaranthaceae
Product: cell cycle checkpoint protein RAD17
Exons: 12
Coding region: 398-2281 (627 amino acids)
Biological process (GO): mitotic DNA replication checkpoint signaling; DNA repair; DNA damage checkpoint signaling
Molecular function (GO): DNA clamp loader activity; chromatin binding
Source: RefSeq, a predicted model, not a curated record
UAAAAAAACAAAAGAAAAACCAAAAAAAACGAGCUGCUUCUUCUAAGGUACGCCACGGCCGGACCUGUGCACUGUGCAGUAGUAAAAAAAAACUGAAACCCGCGCUUUUUCGAACAAAGCCACUUCCCGUCAAUUCUCAUUUCCCACUCUGCGCCUGAGACCGUUUUUCUUCUUCCCCAUUUCCAUCUUCUUUCACCUCUUUCUCCCCCAUUUCCAUUCAAUAUUAUGCUGUUUCAAGUUUCAAACUCCAAAUUCGCGUUUUUCUACAGAUAACAAAAUAUUUUCGGUCUUUGGAUGUUGCUGUUUGUCAGAAAAUUAGGGUUUCUGCUGCUACACAAUUGUUUACAUCUCCAUCAAUUGCUUUAGCUAAUUCUUUAGUCAGGGUUUGGAAUUUUCUAUGGGGAAAAGACGUAGUACUGUUGUUAUCGUGUCGUCAGACGACGACAACGACAACGACGAUGUCUUCACCAUUGGUAGAAACUGCUCAUCUUCUAAUUCCAAGCCGACUCUUAGAAAUUCGAAGUCUGUUCUAAAUUCGAAGUCGAGAACUGCUUACGCUAGACCGACGGCGAAGAAGGCGCGUCUUUCUCAUCCUUUGUCCACUUCAGCCGAAUUGCUCUCGAAUUUUGACGAGUACAAAUUUCUAUCUGGAGAUUUGGCCGAUGAUUUUGCUGGGUUUCAGGUAUCUACUGAUUCUAGGAGGUUGGACGGGGUGGAGUCUUGGGUAUAUAAGUAUAGACCGCGUUCUCUGGAAGAGAUUGCUGUUCAUAAGAAGAAGGUGGAAGAAGUUAGAAUGUGGUUUGAGGAAAAACUGUCAAUUCCAAAGCAAGGGUCCCAAAAUUAUGUUCUCCUCAUCACUGGCCAAGCUGGGACUGGAAAAUCUGCAACUGUCCGUGUUGUUGCAUCCAAGUUUGGUGCCGAAGUUUGUGAAUGGAAUGCACCUACUCCUACAAUUUGGGCGGAAUAUGUUCAUAACUUGAAUGCAGGGGUGACAUAUAUAUCUAAGUUGGAUGAGUUUGAGAAUUUUGUGGAGCGGGUUAGGAAGUAUGGGAUGCUUUCAUCAUCUCUUUCUGGGUCAAGGCAGCCCAUGGUACUCUUGGUUGAAGAUCUUCCUGUAGCAAGUGGAAGAAUUGCUCAAGGAAGACUUCUCAAUUGCCUGCAACUGCUUGUUAAAUCGGUACAAGUACCAACAGUGAUCUUGAUAACUGACUAUAGUGCAGGUGACUCUGCUGAUGCUGGCAUGCGUCAUUGGGAAGAGCUUUCUUCAUCUUUGGAGAGUGCUGGUGCCUGUAAGAUGGCUUUCAAUCCAAUAACAGUGAAUUCAAUAAAGAAGGUGCUUUCCAGAAUAUGUAAACAAGAAAAAUGCAACACAAGUAGUGAGCAGGUAAACUUGAUAGCCAAUGCAAGUGGAGGUGAUAUCAGACAUGCUAUCACGACUUUGCAGUAUGCUUGCUUGAGACAAGAGAAAAAGGUUCUUGUAUCUUCUGAGAAAUGCACGUCUAAUUUAGAAGCUAAAGUUCACGAUCAUGGUCAAAAGGAUGCUGGAUCUUCCUUGGCAUAUGGCAGGGAUCAAACAUUAUCUUUGUUUCACGGCCUUGGGAAGUUUUUACACAAUAAAAGAGACACUGAGUGUACCAUAUCCCACAGUGAUGAUGGAUUUUAUUUGAAAGAAGGAUUUACAAGAUUACCUUUGAAAAUGGAUGCCCCUGAAAAGGUUCUUUGUCAAGCAUAUGGGCAAGCAAGGCCAGUGGCUGAGUUUCUACAUGAAAAUGUACUAGAUUUUCUCAGUCAGGAUGCAAUUGAAGAUGCAUGGUCGGUGGUAUCAUAUUUGAGCGAUGCUGACUGUCUUCUUUCCUCAGUUCAUCGAACUGUGACUAGAAAUUAUGAAAUAGAGAAUGUUAUUCAGUCAGCCGCUGCCUCAGUAGCAGUGCGUGGGGUUCUCUUUGGAAAUGCGCAUCCUUCCCCUUCCAGGUGGCACUCUAUACGUCGUCCUGAACUUUGGCAGGCUGAGAAAUCAACAAGGAGCAAUAUGCAUGAGAUGGAGAGGCAAAGGCUUGACCAUUUUUAUACUCUAGGCUUGGCCAAUAUAUCUGCUAUCUGCACUGACUACAGACCGGCUCUUAAAUGGCUUGGUUAUAGAGCAUCUUUGCCUUUGGAACAUGCUGAUGUUAACAACAGCUUAAUACGAGAUAAUUCACUGGAAAAUGAUGAACUUGUUGAUACAUAUCCCCAAAAUCAGGCUGGUGAUGACUUUACCGAUGAUGAUAUUGAGGAAUGGUAAUUAUUGUUUCAUGACUGCGCUCGAGGAAGUGAGAAUCAGAUUUACAGCCAUCAUUCGCUGUUUCUUUUGUCGGCUUCAUAUUGCAGUCUAUAUAGAAGGUGAUUAUAUCUGGGUGAAGAAUCUGUAAUCAAAUCAUAUGUUCUUCACGCACUUUUGAAAUCAAGCGAAGCAUUCUAUGAUGGAAAUUCCUGAAGCGUUCCAGUUUAUAUUCCGGUCCCCAGGAAGUUGAUUAGUUAAAUUGUAUUAUACAGAGUAGGUUUUAUUACUUGUAUAUAAUGAGUUUUUAGUUUGAUCUGAUGGGUAGUUUCAUAAUGAUGAAAUGUGCUAUUGAAUCCAUAGUUUCGACCCAUUAUUAACGCAGAUGAUUAGAUGAAGAGCUUGUAUGGACCAAACGGCUUCACAGUUAGUUUUGUUGAAGCGAAUUUAUUGGACACUUUAAGACGGCAUCCUGUAAGCAUGCUAUUUUUGCUGCAUGCAUAAUGCGCCAAAAGUUGACUAAUGUCAAUAGUUUUUGCUAACA